GACUCUACGUCUACGUGGACUCGUGCUUUGGAGGCCGCCGACAUCGGCGACCUCCGAAAGGCCAAGCGCCUGCUGACAGGGGCGAAGCUCCUCCCGCCGACGGAGGAGACGUACGAGAAGCUGACCGCGCUGUUGCCGCCUGCUUCCGCCGAGGCUCGUGCCUCGCGACCGCCAGCCCCGCCAGUGUCCAAGUGCAGCCCCGUCGAGUGCAAGCAGGUCCGCGCGUGCAUCUGGAGCGCCCGUGCACUGGCGCAUGCCGGGCCCAGCGGGGAGCGUAACUCCCACGUCCAGGCGUUCCUCAGGAGCCCGCACCCGACGCGGACACUCUCAAGGUGGGCAUCGAUGUGGGCCUGCCGGCAGUUGCCGGCCUUCAUCCGGCAGCCGUGGCUCCACAUGCAGCUCAUUGCCUCGGACAAGGGCGGGGGCAAGGCGCGCCCCAUCGUGUUCCAGGAGGUCCUGUUCAAGCUCGCCGCGGGCACCAUCAGCCGCGCGGAGCUCCACAGGGUUUCCGCGCACGUCGGCAGCAACCAGCAUGCGCUCGGCGCAGAGAGUGGCACUGCCGCCCUCAUCACCGAGGUCCAGGCGGACAUGGCGGCCCACCCGCACUGGGUCUACCUCGGGCUCGAACUCGAGAGCGCCUUCGGCACUGCCCGCCGCCAGGACGCCUACGAGCAGGCCCGCGCCUGCUCUCCGCGCGCGGCGACACUGCAGCACAACAUGUGGUUCGGGGGAGUCCGGCAGCUGUGCUACGUCCAGGUGGGGGAGCAGUUCAAGACGCUGGAGAUGCAGGAGGGUUGCUGCCAGGGCGGUUGCAGUGCAACCUCGGACUUCGGCCUCGCAUUCUCGGCCAGCAUUCGCGACAUCUCUGAGGCCUACUCCAAGGCGUUCGCAGAUGAGUCCUCUCGCCCGCGUCUCCGCCUUUUCGUCGACGACGUCUGCGUCGCCGCUCCGCGUGAGCACUGGCUGCAAGCGAUGCGGAUCGCGACGCAGUGCUUUGCGGCACGGGGGGUGAAACUGCGCGUCGACAAGACCAAAGCCCACGUGCCAGCUGCCCGUUCAGACCCGGCCCUCGCUGGCGAGCUCGCUGCCGAGCUGCGCCCGCAUGCUGAAUUCGACGCGUCUGGUCUUACUCUCCUUGGCGCUCACGCCGAAGGCGAGUGCAGCACGCAUUUUAGUUUCGACGGGGCCACCCUCGGCCCAGUGCAAAAGCGGUGCGAGAAAGCGAUCGCAUUCGCUUCGAUUUUAAAGCGAGUUGCGCAUGCCGAGCUCACUUGCCGUAAGUUGGGCCCUCUAUGGAAGCUUGUUUGCUUGGUCUUGAACCGCGCUCUGUCCUACGACGCCUGUGUUGUGAAGCCGGCAGCCUUCCUGCCGUACGCACCUGUAAUCGACGUAGGGUACGAGCGCUCCGGCAUGCUCGCUGCUGCCAGAGGUUGCCUUGGCCGGUUGGCGGCGAGCGGCGUGUUCCUCGACGCGUGGGGGAUGCCGCAGCCGGGGCCUGAUGCGCACGCAGGUGCCCACGCAUUUUCGCUCGAGCACGCGGUAGCUGCAGGCGCAGCGCUGCGGCACCGUCGUAAAUUGUGGAUGCUCCGAGCGGCCGAUGCCGUACUCUCUGCAGGGACGCCUGAGCAGCGGAAGCACUGGCUGUCCGGAGGCGGCCCGGAAGGCGGGCUUGGUUUCACAGCCAGCGCCACUGGGGAUUUGGCCCCUUUGUCGGACGAUGAGUUCCGCAUCAAUUUCCGCCGGCGUCUCCGGCUCCCGCUCUUCGGCGUUGCGUGUUUUUGUCAGCGCCGCACGCGCGCUGGAAGGGUCUGUGGCCACGCACUCGACGAGCUUGGAGAUCACGCGAUAUCUUGCAUGAUCGGUGGAGCCCACAACCGUCUGCAUGAUGGAGUCUGCGACGAGCUCGCGGCGUGCGCUCGCACAGCCGGCCUUGCAGCCACACGCGAGGUCGUGCUUCCAGAGCUGGCCACGGCAACCAUGCGUGAGCCGCGCGUGGACGUGCAGCUCUGGGGCCACUGCUCGCUCCCAAUUUUCCACGGGGACUUCGCAGUCGUCAGCGCACACAACCGCCGCGGCCAUUCGGCGACCGCCGGUGCUGGCGCGACCGCUGCCGAGGCUGCGAAAGUAACAAAAUAUGGAGCUCGAGGCGGCACCAGCGUGCAAGGCCUUGCACUUGAAUUCGGCGGCCGCCACGGGCCGCAGCUGACGUGUCUGCUGCAACAGCUGGCAAGCCUCACCCGGCACCAGAGCCAUCUCCGUGGCACGGGUUGUGCACGGUCGCCGCUCCGCGAUUGGCGGCAGCG
Molecule: messenger RNA, 2303 nt
Organism: Prorocentrum cordatum
Lineage: Eukaryota; Dinophyceae; Prorocentrales; Prorocentraceae
Source: the annotation of a GenBank genome assembly